Molecule: messenger RNA, 4017 nt
Organism: Dicrocoelium dendriticum
Lineage: Eukaryota; Metazoa; Platyhelminthes; Trematoda; Plagiorchiida; Dicrocoeliidae
Source: the annotation of a GenBank genome assembly
AUGAUUUCGAUACACACUAUUUCGUUCCGAUGCCCAGCCUUGUUUGGCUACAACUACGGCGAGCGAUUGUGGGUUAUGGAUCCUCGCAUGAUCCGCUCACCUGCAGAAUAUUAUGAUGAUGCGCUGCAAACGAGCUCAAUAACCUAUGAUGCCACUGUUCUCCAGGGUCAUCAGAAUUACGUGUCUGCAGUUGCGGCCCAUGCUCCCACUGACGGCAUUCCCCUCAUUUACACAGGCUCCAAUGAUAACUCAAUUCGCGCCUAUUCCCUCGGUCAUUCUCAGCCGGACUUUACUCUAAUCGGACACACGGAUACUGUCUGCGCCCUCACUGUGGACCCUAACGGAAUCUUGGUUAGUGGUUCCUGGGACAAGUCUGUGAAAGUUUGGAGGGAUCGCAAUUGUGUAGGAACAAUUCAGGGUCAUCAGGCCGCUGUUUGGACUGUUCUGUUAAUGCCGUAUUCCUGCAUCCCGGAUGCCUCCGAGACUGAUAUUGUCAUUCUAGCGGGUUCGGCGGACCAUUGUAUCUAUGUAUGGCUUCUCCGCGACGUACACCAUAAGCAAAGUAGCGAACAGAAAUCGCUCUCUGCAUCAUUGGUCAGCACACUCAAAGGACACAGUGAUUGUGUCCGUUGUAUUGCUCGUGUAGACUCACACAGAGUGCUGUCCUCCAGCAACGAUGCCAGCAUUCUCGCAUGGGACAUUUCCACUGGACAAUGCAUUGGGGAGUUCUACGGGCACGCACACUACGUGUAUGCUGUUGCCACGCGUCCCAGUUUGCCCAUCUUCGUCUCAUCUGGCGAAGACCGAAGCGUCCGGGUCUGGCCCAUGCCUGCAUCUGAGGAAUGGAUCCCUAGAAGACAGUUCUCUUCCUUACAGUCGAUUCCGCUGCCAUGCCAGUCCGCCUGGUGCGUGGACCUCACAGUGCUGGGAGAUAUUGUUGUAGGCGGAAGCGACAGUGUGAUUCGCCUUUUUUCCUCCGAUCCGGUCCGACAGGCCCCACCGGAUGCCAUUCAGACGUACGAGGCGGAGUUGGCCAGCUCGAAGAUUGCUGCGACAGAUGCUUGUGGGACGGGUGACUUGGAUGUGUCUAAACUUCCAGGCCCGGAGGCUCUAUUGCAACCAGGUAAAAAGGAGGGACAGGUUUUGGUCAUUCGCGAUAGCGACCGUUCCGUGUGCUACCAGUGGUCUGCCAAUGAAUUCAGGUGGAUUGAACUGGGUGACGUGGUCGGUGCAGGUAAUUCUAAGCUACCUGUUCAUAAUGGGAAGGAAUAUGAUUUUGUCUUCUCUGUUGACGUGUCAGAUAAUGGACAAGCACUGAAACUUCCUUACAACCGUACGGAAGACCCAUGGCUUGUGGCACAGCGUUUUAUUCAUGAACAUGACUUACCGCAAGAUUAUCUAGACACCGUUGCGCAAUUUAUCAUAAAAAAUGCAGGCCCCCAAUUUAAUCCUGCCCCCGCUGCUUGCUCAGAUCCGUUCACUGGAGCUGAUCGGUACAUUCCCGGUGGCACCAACGGAUCAACGUUUGCCGUUGGCAAGUUGGCGUUCGAAGAUUAUUUUCCCUCGAAGGAGUUCAUCUGUCUAAAGACUAUUGCACUGGAUCCAUUGCUAUCAAAAUUGGAGCUAUUCAACAAGCAGGAGAACGAGGCCUCCAUUGAAGUGGAGCACAUGAAUCUGAUUCGUUCAUUUUCUUUUGAUAUGCCGGAGGAGGACGCUGUCCGACUGACGGAAGCAGCACUUACCGCUUUGUCCAGAUGGCCUUUGGUUUACGCGCUGACAAUGAGCGUGAAACUACCAAAUACCCGGCUGGAUGAGGAGCGUUUUCCUAUUUCUUUAUCUGCUGUUCAGUCGGAUCUUUUGCGAACAUACUUCGAUUGUCAAAUUCGUGGUCUCAUUCAGAGCUGUAAAUGGCUUGGUGAUUUGAUGUGUGCAAUUUCUGGAAUAGAAAAUGGAGCCGCAUUUAACUUUACUUCCGGCGACAAUUUGGCACAACUUCCACUACUUAGCAUUCCUACGGAACACCUUUCCACUUUUUUGUUCGCCCGCAGCCUUUACGAUGCUCGUGAGUACGAUUAUUGUGCUCAAGUUCUCUUGCCUUGUCUCGAACCUCCUGUCUGUUCGGUCGCUGGUGAGAAAAACGCAGACACACGACACCCGAUUCUCUAUUUUAUGUACAUUUACGCUCGCUACAUGGCCUGUGAGAAGCGCCGUGCGAACGACGAGGUCGAGUUACGCCGUAUAUGUGAGCAAGAUGGAAACGGGAAGCCGGCUCAAGCUGCGCGCGCCAAGUGUGCAAGGGAACUAUCUGCAUUACGAUGUGAAAUUGAGACUAUAGUAAAUCCGGAAAAUCUGAAUUCCCCGGAUCCGAAUUUUUUGAAGGCCGUUGAUCCAUUCGUGAUCUAUUUGUUUGCUUUAAUAUAUCGUCGAUUAACCAUGGAAGCUACUGCUGUCGCCCUACUUGUGCGUGCUAUAAAUAUUAAUCCAUGCAUGUGGCCAGCCUGGUACGAAUUGUCUCAACUGAUCAAAGAUAGGGAACACUUGAACGGACUAAAACUACCUUCCCAAAGUGCAUGGAUGUAUUAUUUUUUCGAGGCCAAGGUUCUCCUCAAAUUGAACGAGAGUGAACGCGCACUGAGUAUCCUCCACCGUCUUUCAAACAGUGGCUUCAGCAAAAGUGACAACUUGCAAGCUGAAAUCGCGUUGGCCUACGAUGGCUUGCGUGAUAUCGAGUUGGCUGCGAAGCAAUUUCAUCAGCUAUUUGAGUCAUCUCCGUGUCGUCUGGACAACGUGGAUACUUAUUCCAACGUCCUCUUUGUGAAAGAAGAUUCCGUGGAAUUGGCUCAUCUGGCUCACCAUUGCGUUGACUUGGACAAAUAUCGUCCGGAGACGUGUUGCGUUGUGGGGAAUUUCUUCGGCCUACGCGGACUACACGAUAAGGCCGUGUUGUACUUCCGUCGCGCCUUGAAGUUGAAGCCUUCUUAUUCCCUUGUAUGGACUCUGGUAGGUCACGAGUACACUGAAUUGCGGAACACCAACGCGGCUGUGCACGCAUACAGGCAAGCAAUUGCUCACAAUAGACACGAUUUUCGUGCUUGGUAUGGUCUGGGACAGAUGUACGAAAUUCUGGACCUGCCUUCAUUCGCUCUGUACUACUACAGAGAAGCCCAGUACUUGGCCCCAACAGACUCCCGUUUGAUCGUAGCCUUGGGAGAGAUCUACGAACGCCUUAAUCGAUUAGACGAGGCCAAAAGGUGCUACUGGCGAGCACACUGUGUGGGUGACAUUGAAGGGAGCGCUCUGGUUCGUCUGGCCCAAUGCUUUAUCCAAUGUGGCGAAGCUGCAGAAGCUGCGGCUGCAUACACGGUGUUUAUCAAAAUGUGUCACUUCAAUGGAGUACAAAGUCAAAGUGAUUUGGCCCAGGCCUACAAAUAUCUAGCAACUUAUCACUUGCAAAUGGGCCAUUACGAAGAUUCGGCGGCUGCGGCGUGCAAAUGUUCUGAGUUUCCUGAAACCCGCGAAGAGGCCAAGGCCAUGUUCCGCCAAAUCACGGCAUUUGCGGGUGACGUGGAGUUGAUCACGACUGAUCAAAGUAGUGACGACCCUCCCUCCUGUGAUAAUGCAACUGACGAACUCGCGGCAGAGGAUGUUGGCGCCAUCGGUACAGAUCUGGCCACUAACCGUGUAGAUGACCACAACACCACUUGCCUCGAGGAGGUUGCGCGAAUACGCUCAUCAAAUAAUGUACAGUCCGCAUCUGAAUUACUCAGUGGAGUUGAUCACGGUGACACUUUCGACAUAGCUCCCCCGAGUCACGAUGAGUCUAUUGGUCUUUCACUGGGUAAUCUGCUGGCAGUUGUUGGUCUCAACUCUUCUCGGGAGAACCGAGUUCAUUCCACUGAAGUCGCGUCUGCCCUGUCAACAGCUUCUUCCUCAACUGCUCUCUCACCUUGGCGAGACGUAGAGCUCCCCAAUGACUCCGAACCGCACCCGAUCCAGCGUGAAGUGCAUUCCCUUUAA